Molecule: messenger RNA, 1364 nt
Organism: Manihot esculenta (cassava)
Lineage: Eukaryota; Viridiplantae; Streptophyta; Magnoliopsida; Malpighiales; Euphorbiaceae
Product: patatin-like protein 3
Exons: 6
Coding region: 47-1243 (398 amino acids)
Biological process (GO): lipid metabolic process
Molecular function (GO): monoacylglycerol lipase activity; glycerophospholipase activity
Source: RefSeq, a predicted model, not a curated record
UAAUUUGCUAUACGACGACGAAUAAUUGAGUUUUCUUCACAGGCAUAUGGCUGCUGAUCAUAAUAAUAAUUUGAAGCCAGGAAAGAAGAUAACAGUGCUGAGCAUUGAUGGAGGUGGGAUUAGAGGUAUCAUUCCUGGUAUCAUUCUUGCUUCUCUUGAAUCUAAACUUCAGGAUUUGGAUGGACCAGAUGCAAGAAUUGCAUAUUAUUUUGAUAUACUUGCAGGGACAAGCACUGGAGGGUUGUUAACCACCAUGCUUACAGCUCCUAACAAAGACAAAAGACCUAUGUUCCAAGCAAAAGACAUGGAAAAUUUCUAUUUAGAACACUGUCCCAAGAUUUUCCCACAGAAAAGUCGAAAUAACUUCAUUGACUCGAUCACAAACUUUUUUGGUGCUGUUUUGGGGCCAAAAUAUAAUGGAAAAUAUCUGCAUGAACUGACAAAUCAGUUGUUAGGAGACUUGACCAUAAAGGAAACCUUGGCGAAUGUGAUUAUACCUGCGUUUGACAUAAAGCUUCUUCAGCCAGUCAUCUUCUCAACAGAUGAUGCGAAAGUUGAUGCUUUGAAAAAUGCUAGGCUAGCUGAUAUCUGCAUCAGCACCUCUGCAGCUCCAACUUUCUUUCCACCACAUUCCUUUACCACCAAGGAUGAUCAAAGGACUCGCACUUUUGAACUUAUUGAUGGUGGGGUUGCCGCCAGCAAUCCUACAUCACUAGCAAUAAGUCACAUCCGUAAGGAGAUCUUAAUGGAGAACCCUUUGUUCAGCGAUGCAAAGCUGACGGAGAGCAAGAGCAUGCUGGUGCUGUCCCUUGGAACUGGCACAUCCAAGUUUGAAGAAAAAUACAGAGCAGCCACUGCAUCUAAAUGGGGUUUGAUCAAUUGGGUCUUUGACAAUGGCAAGACACCAUUGCUUGACAUUUUCUCUGAUGCUAGCUCAGAUUUGGUCGACUUCCAUGUCUCCACCCUUUUUCAAUCCCUCCUCCAUUCCAAGGAUUAUUAUCUUCGCAUUCAGGUUGAUAACCUGACAGGCGAUGAAUCAUCGGUUGACAUCGCAACCAAGGAGAAUUUGCAAAGGCUUGUGGACAUUGGAAAUGAGCUCCUGGAGAAGCCGGUGUCAAGGGUGAAUCUGGAUAACGGCAGGUUUGAAACCAUUCCAGGGGCCCCUACUAAUGAAGCUGCUCUAGCUGAAUUUGCAAGGCUUCUCUCAGAGGAGAGAAAGCUCCGACAAAUCAACAUUAACUGAAAGUUGGCAUUUGUUAAAUUAAUUUUUUGUUUUGAAGUGGUUAGUAAAUUCAUUAUAUAGUAAAAGUUUCAUAAUGUCUAUUUCGGUUUAAAAGCAAAAUUUCCUUGUAGUGUGAAGUGAA